GGCGCGUGACGCGCGAGCCAUGGCGGCCGUGGCGGCGCUGCCCCCGGGGCCGCUGUCGCCGCCUGGCGGGGGCGCGGCGGACGCGGCGGGGCCUGAGGGCGCCGAGGGCCUGUUCGUGCUGCUGGGCGCGGGGCUCGCCGCCGCCAGCCACCCCCUGCUCUACGUCAAGCUGCUCGUGCAGGUUGGGCAUGAGCCACUACCUCCAACCAUUGGAAGAAAUGUAUUGGGAAGGAAGGUCCUGUACCUGCCCGGCUUCUUCACCUACGCCAGGCACAUUGUGGAAGUGGAUGGGAAAAGAGGCCUCUUCCGUGGCCUGACUCCUCGCCUCAUCUCAAGCACUUUAUCAACCAUCACCAGGGGGAGUGUGAAGAAGGCUUUUCCACUGGAAGACAUGGAGCACGUGUCUAACAAGGAUGAUAUGAAAACUUCACUUAGGAAAGUGGUCAGAGAGACGUCCCAUGAGAUGAUGAUGCAGUGUGUGUCCCGGUUUGUCUCACACCCGCUGCACGUGAUCUCCAUGCGCUGCAUGGUCCAGUUCGUAGGCCGGGAAGUCAAAUACAGCGGUGUGUUCAGUGCCAUUGGCAGGAUAUUUAAGGAAGAAGGGAUCCUGGGAUUCUUUGUUGGGUUAGUCCCUCACAUCCUGGGGGAUGUCAUCUUCCUCUGGUGCUGCAACCUCCUGGCUCACUUCAUCAACACCUACGCUGUGGAUGACAACUUCAGCCAGGCAUCGGUGAUCCGGAGCUACACCAAGUUCGUGAUGGGGAUCGCUGUGAGCAUGCUGACCUACCCGUUUCUUCUCGUGGGAGAUCUCAUGGCAGUGAACAACUGUGGGUUGCGUGCCGGCCUCCCUCCCUACGCUCCCGCCUUUGCAUCCUGGAUCCACUGCUGGAGGUACCUCAGUGCUCAGGGGCAGCUGUUCCGUGGCUCCAGCCUGCUGUUCCGCAGGGCGCCCGUCCCAGCCGCCUCCUUCCCCAUCGACUGAGCCUCGGCAGGGACAGCUCAUCAACGUGGACUC
Messenger RNA from Lonchura striata (white-rumped munia), 1015 nucleotides. It is a transcript of the gene MTCH1, whose product is annotated as mitochondrial carrier 1. Gene Ontology annotation, biological process: positive regulation of apoptotic process. Lineage: Eukaryota; Metazoa; Chordata; Aves; Passeriformes; Estrildidae. The record is from RefSeq and is a predicted model, not a curated record. Gene Ontology annotation, cellular component: membrane; mitochondrion.